AUGUGGGUGAGUGAAUGAAUCAAGUAUCUCGAUUUUUUAUCAUUGAAAGGCGGGUCCUGUGGCACCUUAAAGAACCGCAUAUUUGUCAGUCAGAAUCUACUUUGUAAAAGAUGCUUGAAGAGUGUGUGGCGAGGAGGGUGUUUUUAAAAAAAUAUAGGUUCAGAGAAGUAAACAUUGGGGCCCAAAGGCAAAGAAAUGUAAGAGAUAUAGCCUGUAACAUUUCUAUACAAAGCUCAAAUGUAUGCAGCAGCCAUUUAUGACAGCAGUAAAUGGCAAUUGUGUGGGAGGAUGUGUGAAAGGAAAGGGCAGAUAUAAAGUGUGGAGGAAGUGAAGUGGGAUAUAUGUGGAGGACAGGCAGAGUGGAAAAGUUUUAAUCAUAUUGUUCAUGAAUUCUCUGUUAAAGCAUCACAGGCAAUGUACAAUAAAGGACUAUGUAAUUAUUGGAGUUCAGAACCUUAAAUGGUAGUAGCUGCUUUCCAUGCUUGUCACAGGUUUUGAAGAGAAGCACUUUCCAUUUUUUAAAAAAGUACAAUACGUAAAUAGGAUGGGUUUGACUAGGCAGAAGCUGAAAGAACUGGCCAUAAGAAUAGGACUAUAAGCCAUGAGGGUCAGCUGCAGCGGAGUAAGCGUGUAAAAAUUGUGAGGAUAUGGUAGGAAUGGGAACAGUGUUGGAAACUGGCAUAUAUAAGCUGGGCACCAAAUGCCUCCUUAAACCAAGGUUACAGCCGCCAAAACAGAAUGUCUAGUCUUAUUUUUCAAAUGAUGGACUGACUGUGACUGAUUAUCAGUUAAAUAUCUGACUAGUUCAGAUGAUAACCUUGAGCUAGGUUAAGAACUUUGGGAACUUAAAAAAGAAAAGUCAUUUUAUCCAGGGACAGUCCACAUAUAUAUUGGCCUGUUCCUACCUCUUUUUCUUAAUGGUGACCUGGACCAUUCAUAAUGUAUGAAUGCUCUUCACAACUGUGAGCAGGGCUGUCGGGUGGGGUAAAUGAAGACAGGCUACAACAAUUAACUAUAAUGUUGUUGACUGCUCCUGCUCAGGCUGCACAGAAAAAGCGUUUUAGUUCCUGAAAUUCAUUAUGAUUGUGCAGAUAAAAUAUAACUCAGAGAAUUCUACAAGAUGUAGUAUUAGUGCGUGAAAACAGUCAAAAUCCAGUGAUCUCCAGGCCUCAACAAGCACUGCUUGCUUGCUGUAUGUUCUGGAUAUGUUUGACUGUCUGCUUGUAGGGCUGUCAUAUAAAUAACGUUCACAAUGUUUAACAGCUUUCUUGCCAGGCGGGUUGGUAAGAUUUGUGAUAGGAUUCAUGAUUGUCCAGUCUUGCUCAUAAUUGUGGAGCUCUAUCUUGCAUCUAAUAUAUAUGGUUAUUACUUUUAAUAUAGCUCUUAUUUAUAUAACCCCUCAAGGAAAAUUGUUACCAAUGUCUUAUGCCCAUAAAGAUUUCAAAUUGAUGUAAGAGCCAAAGGUCACAGCACAUGUAUGGAAGGAUAUACCUUAAAGGCAUAUGAAGGCCAUAAAAUAUAUUAUUCAGAUGAUAAAAAUGAAGUGAGAAUUUUGCAUAGCAUACUCUAUUGCUACUUAUAUUGUCAAUAAAUAUAUUUUCAGUAUUCACUUUUUUUCCUUUAAAGAUAAUAUCAAGUGAUAUUAGAAAACCUGAAAAUGUCCUUUUUCUUAACAUUUAAUAGCUUGAUCAUUUGGUAAUUUCCAGUGCUGCUUCAGCUUGUGUGUUAUAUUUAAGCACCACCAUUUCAGUGUUUUUUGUAUUUGAAAGAGUGACUUACUAGGGUAGAGGUAACUUACUAGAAAGUUUCAAACUAGAAAAACACAUACUUGGAUUUCCUCUGAAGGAUGCAAUAGAUAUUUUAGUAAGACAUAGUAUAUGUGAAGAAUUAAAAUAUAAAGAUGUAGACUUAAAAUGAACAGCUUCAAACAAAUUUGAUGUUGAAUAACCAGCCUUGAACUGCACUUGUAUUAGUGUUGACUACAAAUGGCCACAGAUUUAUACAGAAUGUAUAAAUGGUUCCUUUUGCUUACACUUUAUUUUAUUCUGUUUUAGGAAUUAUGUAUGAAACAGGAUGCCAAGAAGCUUUGUUUUUAUGCCUUAGUCUUGCCCUUGGGAACUGAAUUGGAAAAAGAAUACAAAAUGAAAAUGCUUCCUGGUGUUGGGGUAUUUGGGACUGGGAGCUCAGCUCGGGUGCUAGUGCCUCUGCUGAGAGCUGAAGGCUUUUCCAUCAAGGCACUAUGGGGGAAGACUGAAGAAGAAGCAAAGCAACUAGCUGAGGAAAUGAAUAUUUCCUUCUACACAAGUCGGACAGAUGAUGUCUUGCUGCACCAGGAUGUGGAUCUGGUUUGCAUCAACAUCCCUCCACCACUCACACGACAAAUUGCUGUGAAAGCUUUAGGUACUGUGCUGUUGAUUAUCUGAAACAAGUUGUGGUUAUUUAAAAUUCAUUCCCUCUUUAAUAGAUUCCCAGUUGUGUUCUCAGGCUGUUGCUGAUUACUUAAUAUUAUAAAACUGAAUGCUUCAUUUUGGCGCAGUAUGUUUUACUGUUGUUAGUCACUCUGAGCGCGGCUUCAGCUGGGGAGGGCGGGAUAUAAAUAAAAUAUUAUUAUUAUUAUUAUUAUUAUUAUUAUAUCAUUGUCUCAUGUUACAUAAAUUGGAGUGAUACUCGACUUUCUGCCCUCUGUGAUAUUAUUGUGCCUGUACAAUUUUGGGAAGUAUAUUUCAACCCAUAGAUACUUGAUUCAGUCUGACAUGUGAAAAAAUAAUUGACAUCAGGGUUUUGCUCUUCUCUUACCACUUUAGAUUUUUUAAUAAAUCUCUUCCCCUCCCAAUAAAUUUGCAUAGCAAUAUGUCACAUACAGAACAGAAAUAUCUAGGGAAAUAGAGGGAAGCAGGAGCUAGCCAUUAAAUUUAACCAGGCAGCCAUAGCUAAUAUUACCACCCCUUCUUCCGCUUAUCCCAAAAACAUGUUUGUGUUUUGUUCUUUUGCAUUAGCUGAUGGAAGGAGUGAACUCUUUUUCUUACUGUAAGAAAAUUUUUAGUAUUUGCUAACUUGACUUUGCUAUUGCAUAUUAAACUAGCAGCAUUGUAAAGGCAAUUACAGCUAGAUGCUCAUUGGAAGACUUUUUCUUUUUAUAAGUAUCAAGGUCUGUAUGUUUCAGAAACAUAGUAAACAGGCAGCAGAAAGGUAAAAGUAUCCCUUGCCUAAGUUUAUCAUUCCUCAAGUACAGUUCACACAGGAUGGCAGAUCUCCAAAACAAAAAAUGUUUUUCUGCAGAUUAGAGAGGGAAUCUUACUGUGGUUAAACUAAAUAUCCACAUAUCCACAGUCCCUCAAGGACUGAGUAAAAUGCACCAACGUGUUUCUUCAGCUUCACCAGCCACUGGGUGUCUGCAAAUACCUUACCUUGGUACUUAAUCCUUGGUGGGGCAGAGCAUCUCUCUAGAGCAGUGUUUUCCAACCUUGGGCCUCCAGCUGUUUUCGAACUACAAUUCCCAUCAUCCCUGACCAUUGGUCUUGCUAGCUGAGGAUUAUGGGAGUUGUAGUCCAAAAACAGCUGGAGGCCCAAGGUUGGGAAAUGCUGCUCUAGAGCACUGAUUGUCAACCUGGUGCCCACCAUUUGUUUUGCACUGCAGCUCCUAUCUUCUUCAAACCAGUAUGGUUUUACUGGUUGGGACUGAUGGGAGCUAUAGUUUAAAAUAGCUGGACAUGGGCACCAGGUUGAAGAAACCUGAUUGAAUGCUUACUUUUGCAGAAUAUCUAGUGCCUCCCCAGCCUGAUCCCCUUCAGCUGUUUUGGACCACAACUGCCAAUUCACGGCAGCACUGGCUGGGGCUGAAGGGACUUGUAGUCCCAAAACAGCUAGAGAGAUGGGGUUUCUGCAUUAGAUGGUUGCACACAUGGCUGCUGGUCAUGCUUCCUUUUUCUGUACUUUAUGAACUGAACAACGAUGACACUGUACAGACAGAUAAGAAUCCUCUGUUUGCUUGAGGCUGCCUAGCAAAAUCUGAACUAAAAUUUGUCUCCUUUAUUCACAGGUAUUGGAAAGAAUGUCAUCUGUGAGAAAGCUGCUACCUCUGUGGAUGCUUUCAGAAUGGUCACAGCUGCCAGAUACUACCCCAAGCUCAUGAGCAUUGUAGGCAAUGUCCUGCGUUUUCUACCAGCAUUCAUCAAGAUGAAGCAGUUAAUAGAAGAACACUAUGUGGGCAAUGUUCUGGUCUGUGACGUGCGAGUGUACUGGGGAAGCCUUCUCAGCCACAAGUACAACUGGAUCUGUGAUGAACUGAUGGGUGGGGGUGGCCUGCACACAAUGGGGACUUACAUUAUAGACCUCCUCACUCACUUGACAAGUCGAAAGGCAGAGAAGGUUCAUGGGUUACUGAAAACCUUUGUGAAGCAGAACUCUGCCAUCAAUGGCAUCCGCCAUGUCACAAGUGAUGAUUUCUGCUUUUUCCAAAUGCUGAUGUCAGGAGGUAUCUGUAGCACUGUGACUCUGAACUUCAACAUGCCUGGGUCAUUUGUUCAUGAGGUCAUGAUUGUAGGGUCAGCUGGACGCCUUAUAGCACGGGGGACAGAUUUGUAUGGCCAGAAGAACACUGCUCCCCAGGAGGAACUCCUGUUUGCAGACUCUUUGAAUGUCCAUGCAGGCCUUUCAGAAAAAGGAUUCAAAGACAUACCCCUUCUGUACCUCAAAGGGAUGGUGUACCUGGUGCAAGCUCUGCGUCAGUCCUUCCAGGACCAGGAAGACCAGCGAACCUGGGAUCCCAAGCCGGUUGCAAUGGCGGCUUCUUUUGAAGAUGGCCUCUAUAUGCAAAGUGUAGUAGAUGCUAUUAAAAAAUCCAGCCGGUCUGGGGAUUGGGAAUCUGUGGAAGUAAUGACUGAGGAGCCAGAUGCCAAUCAAAACCUCUGUGAGGCAUUACAGAGAAAUAACCUAUAAUAGAAAUAUUUGUAAUGAGCAGAAUAUUGAAUAUGUGCAGAAAACUUUAACAUGGAUACAUUUGUUUCAUAUUCAGGGGGGUGGGAAGAGGUAUAAUGGGGAAUUAUAAUUGUGGGCAAAAUCUCAAAGGAAAUCCUUUUGGUUUUUAAACUCAUUUAAGAGCAUUUUAAAUGUUGCAGAUUUGUGUCACUGUUUUUUUUUAAAGCUAAACCUUUUGAACUUUGUAUUGUUAGGAAAACUUGAAUUGCCCUUUGCACUUAGAAGUAGCUAAAACGAAAAGGUGGGAUUUCUACCAUUGGGGACAAGUCUGUCUCCCUUCUGUGUACAGCUCAUCUAUUUUUGCAGUUUGAAUGUAGCACUAGAGAUGGUUGGUUGUUUAAGAACAGGAAGACAAGUUACUUUUUAGGAUUCUUCUUGAUGUGGUAAAAGUGAGGCAAAUACAGAAGUACGGUCCUUAAAGAGAACAAUUUGUAGUCUCUAUAGCUCAGUAUCAAACUAGGUGGUGGACAUGUAUUUUCCUGUAUCCUCCCUGUUCACACAAAACCCCACCCCUGUUUUGUUGUAACAGUAAAAAAAAGUGUUCAGGAAAAGGCCACUGAACUCUCCCAUGCCUUCCCUUCCUCCAAUCAUUUGUUCCAGCCAUUUUGGUCUGUCCCUGGCUUUGAUUCCAAAAGUGGGCUGGAAAUGGAAAAAGUUGUUGGAGUAGUGGACUGAGAGGAAGAAAGUGUGCAAGGGGGGAGGAUUGAGCAUCCUCCUUCCUGCAUUCCUUCUGUUAUAUUUUCAUCCUACAGACUUCCUGCUUCCUGCAGGGUUGACACACGAAUGACAACCACAUCCAUCUAGUCUGUGCCUCGGUACCAAAUACUUCCAAUUUAGUCUCUGCCUUUGAGACUAGCUGUUCUAGAAGUCAGUUGAGUGCUGUGUGGCAUUCACCUGCUGUUUGCACGUGCUGGUGCUCCUUUCCCAUAGCAGAGACUGAAGGCCUCUUGCACUUCUUUUCCUGCAUUCUCUCUUGCCCUGCUCAGUGCUGCCAAAUGCCGCCAAUGAUUGCUUGGUAGCACAGAAGCCAAAUCUAAGUCAGUGAUUGUUGUUUAAUGAAGCAGGUAUUCCAUCUGUCAAGGGAUAUGAAGUUGAUAAGAAAAGGAAUAUUCAGUUGCUGUUUUCAGCUGCAUGCUGACAGGGGUAGUUGAUUUAAUCGAACACUGGUCAAUGUUCCCUAUCCCUUGUCCUGACUUGUUUCCUGUGGGAGCUGUGGUGCUUCUUGCGUAGCAGAUCAUAGUGCACAACUACCAGAUCUCAGAGCUGCUCUUCACUAGGCUGACACUGAGAAGCAGUAGCUAAUUUUUGUAUAAAUAAUACUGUUUACUUGAAUGUUUUUAUUGUUUUCCUACUUCAUUUUCCUACUAGGUUUUAAUCCUGUACAUUAAUAUAAAGCAUUAAUAAGCAACCUUUCUUGUGUUUUUGUAAAUGGUAACAUUAUGGAAGAAAAACUAAAAAUAGAUAAAAUCAAGAACUAGAUCAGCUGUUUUUCUCUUCCCUGUGGAAAACACCCUAUUUUUCUAUUCUGAGCUUUUAAAUUUAUUUUUAACCAAAACAGCUGUAUCCUUAAUUCUAGUUGCAGAUGUUGGUUUUAUACAACUGGACUAACAAAAGACAGUGUGGACAGUGUUUUGUACUGGAAAAGUCCAAAUUCUAGAGUAAGGGAACCUCCCAACUUUCUGUUUACAAUAUGUGGAAUUUGAGAAUUUAAAUGCUUUGUCAAGACCUGUGAAGAUAAGGAGGUCCACACUAGAUAAGCCAUUGGAAAUGUUUGAUUGGGUUUUCAUGCAAACAUGAAAAGAUAGAAAAAUAAUUUAAUGAAGGCUCUUUCUUUGAUGUGAAUUCUCUUUUUCUUUUAGUGGCAAAGAGCAGUAUGAUACUCACCACUUCCCAUUUUGUAAGUCUUUCAUUUUCUGGUUACUGUUAUUGUUAUUGGCGGGGGGAGGUUAUGUGCUCUUCCUUUUCCUUCGAUGGAAUGCAAAUAUAG
This is a messenger RNA of Podarcis lilfordi (Lilford's wall lizard), 6964 nucleotides long. Lineage: Eukaryota; Metazoa; Chordata; Lepidosauria; Squamata; Lacertidae. The record is from the annotation of a GenBank genome assembly.